Molecule: messenger RNA, 7264 nt
Organism: Hypanus sabinus (Atlantic stingray)
Lineage: Eukaryota; Metazoa; Chordata; Chondrichthyes; Myliobatiformes; Dasyatidae
Gene: socs7
Product: suppressor of cytokine signaling 7
Exons: 10
Coding region: 737-2563 (608 amino acids)
Biological process (GO): phosphatidylinositol phosphate biosynthetic process; intracellular signal transduction
Cellular component (GO): phosphatidylinositol 3-kinase complex
Molecular function (GO): 1-phosphatidylinositol-3-kinase regulator activity
Source: RefSeq, a predicted model, not a curated record
ACGUUGCAGCUCUCGUUCAUAACAAUUAGCUGAAUAUUUUAAGGGUUAUCAAUUCUAUUGAAACUAUAGCCGCGUCUUUAGGCAAAAUGCAGCACAGUCCACUAUUCUCGUUUCAAUAGAUGCUGCCUGGCCCGUUGAGUUGCUCCAGCAUUUUGUGUGUGUUGCUUUGGAUUUUCAGCAUCUGCAGACUUUCUCGUGUUAAAAAAUAUAACCUUCCUAUCUCGGGCCGGAAAUUCAUUUCGCGUGGGGUUGAGGGAGAUGAGGGUCACCUUAGAGCACGCGUUUUAUUCAAUAUGCCUGCAUAAGGAUUUUUUUAUUUCGCUAAAUCGGCUUGUUUUAUUUCAGGAGAGUGCAAUUUGCUGGGAAUUUGGUUUCAUCUCACCCGGCUUUCUAACCUACAGGACGUCAGCUCAGUGACAGUGGGGAGGGGGUGUUGGGAGGUGGAGAUUGCAUUGAAUUUGCGGAAGUAGGUGUGGUUUUAAAACACACGCAUGUAUAUACAUAACCUGCUAGGGUAUUUGAUGAAGGUUUUGUUUUUGCGCGUGUAUUGCUCGGUCCCGGGACGCGGGCAGAGGCGGCAGACAAGGAUGGAAAGGGCUGGCGGAGGUGGAUAAAUAGUUAAUACAAUAAUCAGGCAGCAGUAACACUCACUCACACACAGAGACACAGCGACAGACAGAGAGAGACACACACACACACGGAGGAAGAGCGGGCAGUGUGCGGCAGUUCGACGGGGAUGAACCCGCAGGCUUCGGCUAGCUUCGUGCUGCUGCACGUUGUGGCACCGGAGCUCCAGGAGGGAGAGGCGGCGGUGGCUGUGGGCUCGGGACUGGGGCUAAAGCCGUUGUCCUUCGAUGCGAGCCGGCGGCCGACCAGGUUGCUGCAGGAUGCCGCCUGCGGGCUGCGGCACCUGGAACUGCCCGCCGCCAAGGGCUCGCGGCCACAGCUGAUGGUUUUCGGCGAGCCGGAGCUGGAGCUGGAACCAGAGCCGCCCGCUGUUGCCCGGGCGACAGGCGGCGGCGGGGUGGAGCGGCCCAAGCGGGCGACCUCGCCCCGUCUCUGCCCGCGCCACCGCCGCUGCUCUGGCCGGGCCCGCAGCCGGCGCGACGAACGGGUUUCCGACCUGGCUCGGGACUUUGGCGACUUCACGGUCGGGCCAGGCCGGGAGGAGUGCCCCGCCGAGCCGGGAGGCGAGGGUUCGGCGGCGCCCCGGCCUCCCGCCGAGGAGACCAGCGAUGCGGUGUUGGUGCUGGGCGCGAUGGACGAAGCCGGUACCGAACUGGAGGCCGAGGCUGGGCCCGGAGCUGACUGUCCCCUGCGCAUCCUGUGCCGGAGCCUGGGCGAGGAACCACCCGCCGCCUGCCUGCUUCACCGGGAGCCGCAGCUCGGCCCGCCUUCACCCUCCUCCGCCAGCCCACACCAGACCGAAGACCCACCGGCCGGCCGCUCGCGCAAGACCUCGCUGAGGAGCCGCCUCACCAAACUGUUCAGAGCCCGGAGCUGCAACGGAGCGCCCGAGCCCGGAGCCAAGCGACACUCGGUGCAGCUGCAAGGCCCGGUGGACGGGACCGCGCCGCCGGAGGGCCCAGACACCAGCAAACCCAGACUGACUCGGACGCAAAGUGCCUUCACUCCUGUGUCUUUAGCACCACCUUUCACAGGAGAAACUGUGUCACUAGUCGACCUGGAUAUUUCUCGCCGUGGGCUGCCAUCCCCUCAUCCUCCAACACCACCACCCCCUCCGCGCAGAAGCCUCAGCCUUCUAGAUGAUAUUGGUGGGCCUCAGCCUCCGUCAUACCCAGUCAGCCCGGCUACCACCAGCUUACAGUCAUUACCGCUGCCGCCUCCACCUCCGCCUCACACAUCCAUCCAGCUCAAUCUCAUCUUGAGCGACACUUCACAGAGGAACUUGCCCCAGAUUGGACCCAUGUCUCUGCAACCUCAGCACUGCCCAUUGACCAGGAGAGACUCCAGUAGCUUCGCUGCCAGUUUACGGGAACUUGAGAAGUGCGGCUGGUAUUGGGGCCCGAUGAACUGGGACGAUGCAGAAAUGAAGUUGAAAGGAAAACCAGAUGGUUCAUUCCUGGUGAGGGACAGUUCCGACCCCCGCUACAUCCUCAGUCUCAGCUUCCGCUCCCAGGGGAUCACCCACCACACCAGGAUGGAGCACUAUCGAGGUACCUUCAGCUUAUGGUGCCACCCCAAGUUUGAAGACCGCUGCCAGUCCGUGGUAGAGUUCAUCGAGAGAGCCAUUAUGCAUUCUAAGAACGGAAAAUUCCUCUACUUUCUGCGUUCCCGAGUUCCUGGUCUCCCUCCAACGCCGGUGCAGCUCCUCUACCCGGUCUCUCGCUUCAGCAACGUGAAGUCUCUGCAGCACCUGUGCCGAUUCCGGAUCCGGCAGCUCGUCCGCAUCGACCAUAUCCCUGAUCUGCCACUGCCAAAGCCCCUCAUCUCGUACCUGCGCAAGUUCUACUACUACGACCCUGAGGAGGAGACGUACCUUUCUCUGAGGGAAGCUCGCCUCAGUGUGGCCCCAGAACAGGACAUGGACACCCAGACGUAGCCGGUCGCGAGUCUCUGCUUGAAUCGUCUACAGUUGCAUCCUGACUGUGGGCAGUGGGGACAGCAAAGUCUGACGGGAUCACUUCGCCAGGACUGAGGGGGGGGCUCGUCGAUUUUUUUCCCCAGAAACGCUCCUUAUUCCCGAUGCUAACGUAUACCCAUCGUAAGGGGCUGGUGGUGUGGAUCAGAGGGGCCGGAUUGUGACCAGACGGUGAAGACAGAGAAGGACAAUCAAGAGUUUGAUAUUGGAAUUUGCACUUUCUACCAAGAAAGACGGCCAUUAGUAGCUAACAGCAUUAUUCUGGAGGGGGAGACAGUGUACCAGAGACACUCACAUUGCUGCAAUUCCUGAUCUGGAGUGAAUGCCUGGCUUAUAUUGCACAAUAUAUUUGUUUGGAAUUAAACUACUGGUUGUAUUUGCAAGCUAUUUAGCUUCAUAAUUUAAGGAAAUCAUUUAUAACUCCUUUAUCUGGCUGGAUUCCUAUUUCCCAGAAGAGAUUUUAUCCCUGUAACUUGUACUCCGUGGCCACUUUAUUAGGUACACCAGCUCGUUUAUGCAAAUAUCUAACGAGCCAAUCAUGUAGCAGCAACUCGAUGCAUAAAAACAUGCCGACAUGGUCAAGAGGUUCAGUUGUUGUUCAGACCAAACAUCAGAAUUGGGAUGAAAUGUGAUCGAAGUGACAUUGACCGUGGAAUGAUUGUUGGUGCCAGAUGGGAUGGUUUGAGUAUCACAGAAACUGCUGAUCUCCUGGGAUUUAGAGUUUAGAGAAUGGUGUGAAAAACAAAAAAAAACGCCCAGUGAGUGGCAGUUCUGUGAAUGAAAUCGCCUCGUUAAUGAGAGAGGUCAGAGGAGAACGGCAAGACUGGUUCAAGCUGACAGAAGUGUGAAAGUAACUCAAAGAACCCCGAGUUACGACAGUGGUGUGCACGAGAGCAUCUCCGAACGCACAACACAUCGAACUUUGGAGUGGUUGGGCUGCAGCAGCGGAAGACCACAUGGGGUUCCAUUCCUGUACCUAAUAAAGUUGCCAGUGUAUUAGUUUGGAAUUAAACUUCUGGCUGUAUUUGCAGGCUUGGUCAUUUAAGGAAAUAAUUUGUCUGGCUAGAUCUCAGUUAUGUUGCGGAGCUUAUCCCUGUAACAUACCUGAUAGAGUAAAUGCAAGCAUUAACGCAGAUGCAGACCCACAGAUGAGGUUUUGGGUAGAAUUCCCGAGUUCUGGUUUCUACCUGUGACCAUUCAUGCUGCCCACCCCCCUUCAAUCCCUAUUGGUCACUUGGCACAUCUAUCCACACAUACAGCUAAUUAGAGAAUAGGACUGUUGGGCAAUAGGAUGAUUUUCUGAUGCAAGUUAAAAGGGCUUUAUUUUUAACCAGACCUACAAUCUUCUGUUAGAGGAAGUGUUCCAGUCAAAACAAAAGUGAAAUACAUCUGUUUUGAGAUUUUUGAGUUCCAAAGUUUUUCACCAGAGUUUAGAAGACCCUGGGCAUUAACCCCAGGAGACUCCAGGAUAUUGCUGGAGCGUCCAUCACCCCAUGGUAACUCUGACAGCACUAAGUUCACAGUGAACCUACCAAAUCAGCUCAUGUUUCUCUCCUCUCCCGGCAAUUAUAGAAUUCCAGCAACCUUUUUGAAAAUUUUACAAUCAGUCAGAGUGACAACAAAGCUUUUCGUGCUGAACUGUGUAAAUCCAGCCCCAAACAUCAUCUGUCACUUCUCAGAUAACUGGACCUAUAGCUGUCUGUUGCGUGCUUUCAAGAUUUAAAGAUUCAGAUUUAUUUAUUACUGACAGUACUAUACAAAAGUCUUAGGCACAUGUAAAAUAUACUGUAAAUCAACAAUGCUUUCAAAAUAAUGAAAUAUUUCUAAAUAUAAGAUGUACUAUAAAGAGCAGUAAAUUCUAAAAAACUAAAUCAAUUCAAUAUUUGGUGUGACCACCCUCAACCUUUAAAACUGCAUCAGUUCUCUUAGGUACACUGUUGUGUAGUUCUAUUAAAAAAAUUGGCCGGUAGGUUGUUCCAAGCAUCUUGGAGAACUUGCCACAGUUCUUCAGCAGACUCUGGCUGUCUCGCUUGCUUUGUCUCUCCAGAUAAUCCCAGACAGCCUCGAUAAAAGAAAUAUGGAUAAAUACAUGGAUGGGAGGGGUAUGAGACUAGGCAAAUUAGUAGUUUGGCAUGGAUGAGAUGGGCCAAAGGGCCUGUUUUGUACUAUGGUGCUCUCUAACUGGUAGAUUUCCAAGAUUCUCAACCCUUUGAGUGAAUACAUUUCUCCUCAUCUCAUCCCUAAUGUGUCAUCAUAAGACACUGAACCCAUGCUCUGGAAGACUCUCUCCACGGGUCACCAACUCAGCGGCUUCUCUGGCCUGUGGGAAUGCCCAGUCUUCCUGAAUUAUCCUGGAAUCGAUUGGAAUUAAAGUCAAAACCCCCAAACAAUGAGCUGCUCCUGGGGUUAAAACCAUAUUUAAUCCUUUCUAUUUUCAGUCUAUAAAUAAGAGGCUUCUGAAUGUGGUGCCUUCAUUUCACAGUGAAGUUCUGCGGUUGCAUCAUGCUGAGUAGGGUCCAACUUGCACCCAAGAGUGUAGAUCUAUGACACUGUCCCAUAGAAGGUCUGUGCUGUGAUCUGUAGGGAUUGAAGAUUAGUCUGACAAUGUUCCACCAAUCAGCACAUUUAAAUCUCUUCAGCCUAAUGCCAAUUCCUGUAAAGGAACAUAACCCUGUCCAAACUCUCAGAAUUCAGUACACUGUGUACUAAUCUCAUCCACAUAUCUAGCCACCCAGUGAUGCUGUUGCACUGACUUGAUUGAUUACCUCACAUCAUUCAUUCAUUAUGUGCUAUGUCGUAUGAUAUGGGCGAUCAUGGUUUCCAUGACCAUGAUUAUCCUUGGCAAUUUUUUCUACAGAAGUGGUUUGCCAUUGCCACCUUCUGGGCAGUGUCUUUACAAGAUGGGUGACCAGCCAUUAUCAGAGAUUGUUUGCCUGGUGUCAGUGUCAGUGCACCGGCUGCUCAUACGACCAUCCACCACCUGCCCCCAUGGUUUCACGUCACCCUGAUCCGGGUGCUGAGCAGGUGAUACACCUUGCCCAAGGAUGACCCGCAGGCUAGCGCAGAGAAGGAGCGUCUCACAUCUUCUUUGGUUAGAGACGUAUCUCCAUCCCUGCCACCCGAAUAUCACACAUCAAAACAAUUGUUUACAGGCGACCACUUACAGCGAAGUGGGGGUAGGUUACAUUCCGCAGCACGCGGUCUGCAUCCGAUUUUCUCUAAAAUAAAUCAGGUUUCUUGGACACAUGCUGGUAAUCUGAUUUUUUGGAAGGGGGGGAAUAAGCUUUAUUAAUUUACCACACAUUCGGCGGGGGAGAAUUUUAUUUAAUAUCUCAAAUUCCUGGAUAAUGGAUUUGUAAAAUUAGUAAGGGCAAUUUUCUGUUACACCAACAGUCAUUCCACAAGCUUGCCUGGACAACUUCUGCAUUUUAAAUAAAGUCUACCCCUCAGGUUGAUUUAGUGGCUAUCUUAAACCUGUGCCUUCUGGUCAGAGGCAGUGCAAAGAUUCCUGCAAUCCUAUCAGUCUUUUACUGCUUUGGGUACCAGUUGGUGGGCGCAUGAGGUGAGCGUGGGGUCUGAGAAGUGAUACCUGAGGGGGCUGUAGAGGCUGCUGGAGUGAGCCCACCUGCGCUAGCAGCCAGGGAGGACAUCGUCCAGAUGAGAAAUCCAUUACCCAGAUCAAAUGACAAGUUCUGCAAAGUACUUUUCAGUGUUCAUGAGAUUGGCUGACAUUCUUUCUGUUGUCAAACCUCAAAACAACAAAAGCUGUACCCAUUUUAGAAUGGCCUUGCCUAUUAAAUGGAAAUCUAUUUUGUGAUUGCUGCAAAGCCAAUGCAGACAGUUGGAAGCUGUCCAGAUGUUCAUAAGCAUGUACAGUGUAUGUUCUUUUCCAUAUAUAUGGGACCAUGGAAAGAUCAGAGGUAAUGUCAGGGGGAGCUCAGUGUAAAUGUUUCAACCCAUGUUUUGUAAAUGUUGAACAAAGGCAGUUGAUUAUGUAAUGUGCAUUUCUAAUGGAUUUCUAUUCUUGAAACUACUGGUAUAAAUAUGACUUGUACAGAUUGGAGUUAGAGUAAACCUUGACUGAAUUAUAAACAUAUUGAUUUAAAAUUGUGGUGAGAUGUGUGUUUUGUACUUAAUUACAUGAACUCAUCACCCUUACUAGGACUUAGCUGCCAACAGCAGCUCGCCAAGAUCCUCUGUGCUGGGCCAGUCUUUAAGUGCAGCCACCUUGCGUGUAGGUCCUUCCUCUCCCAGGGCGGAGGUAAUUGGGGCUUCCAUUGACGUUUCUGCAGCUCUGGGUUUUUACGGAUGGGGUUGCUAGCCUCAUGCCCAACCCUCCUCCUUUUGCAGCCAGGCUUGGGACAUUCCCAAGGCAGAGUUGUGUGUUGGGUAGAGACACAGAAUUUUUCUUUGGUUUACUUUUCUUAAUGUUUCUUUCUUAAGUAAUUUGAAGGCAUUUAAUUAAGUCACUGGGAUUGAAAGGGUUAAUGUAUGAGGAGUUUCUGAUGGCUCUGGGCCCGUACUAACUGGAAUUUAUAGGAAUGAAGAGGGAUCUCAUUGAAACUUAUCGAAUAUCGAAAGGUCUAGAUAGAGUGGAUGUGCAGAGGAUGUUUCCUGUAGUGGGGGAGUCUAGGACCAGAGGAAACAGAUAGAGUGGAUGUG